Leptosia nina is the source of this 315-nucleotide messenger RNA. Lineage: Eukaryota; Metazoa; Arthropoda; Insecta; Lepidoptera; Pieridae. The record is from the annotation of a GenBank genome assembly.
AUGAUGUUCAAAUUAUUCUUAUUUUCCUGCUUAAUAGUUGUAGCAAUUGCAGAAAAAUCAGAAGAAAAAGUGGAAAUACUUACUGAGAGAACAUUUGUUAGACAAAAUGGAUAUGAUUUUGAAUUCAAAACAAGUGACGGCGCCUCCCGAAAGGAACAAGCUGAGCUGAUAACAGUUGGUGAUCAUCAAGGUAUCGGUGUGAGAGGUUCAUAUUCAUAUACAGCACCAGAUGGACAACAGUACGAGGUCACUUACACCGCUGAUGACAAAGGGUACAGACCAGAAAUUCGCAUUAUAUCUGGAGGUUCCCAAUAA